Molecule: messenger RNA, 513 nt
Organism: Ceraceosorus bombacis
Lineage: Eukaryota; Fungi; Basidiomycota; Exobasidiomycetes; Ceraceosorales; Ceraceosoraceae
Source: the annotation of a GenBank genome assembly
AUGGAAGACAGCCACCAAGGCUUUUUGCCUGAGCAGCUUGAGGAAAAUGGUUACCUCCGUUCACAGGGCUUCCCAGAGAUGACUCGACCCCAACUAGCAACAUGGGCCGGAAGGCAUUGCGUGGCAAUGCAGGUAUGUUUGUGUGCAUGUAAUUGUCUUUUGGUGGCGUUUCCAUUCACACAUGCUCCUUCUCACUUACAGCAUUAUAAAGCCAGCCUUAUGGUGGAUUCUGUAUUGACAGCUGAUUCAGGGAGCAAGCGCAACGGAGCACAAACCUCUGCUACUUUGAGGAGAGGCAGCAAGGUGCCAAGCUUCCACAGCAACAAUGAUCUCUAUUCCAAAGCCCUCUUGCAGGCAUCUGCAACCCCCCACAUCCAGACCAUGCUGUUGGACAUCCUUUUGCUGUCCCACAACCCUGCCUCUGGUGAUGAGGGUGCUGUAUACACCUUUUCAGGUCCAACCAUGCCUGGUCAUCCCAAUGUUGCCGCCUCACCAGCAACAGCAUCUGCUUAA